Trypanosoma rangeli is the source of this 1413-nucleotide messenger RNA. RefSeq lists its product as uncharacterized. The record is from RefSeq and is a predicted model, not a curated record. Lineage: Eukaryota; Euglenozoa; Kinetoplastea; Trypanosomatida; Trypanosomatidae. The coding region runs from base 1 to 1413 and encodes 470 amino acids. The transcript has a single exon.
AUGCGACACCUAUCUGGGUGGCGCCAUGGAGUGCAACCCGCUUGUCCUUUUGAGGCCGCAUUUGGCACCGCCGUCAUGGGUGCUUUCACCGUGGCGACGUGGAUGACGCGCACGGUGUCGACAGCGCCACCGCUUUCUUUGCUUUCGUGGUCUGUCGACGGUGCUGGGCAUACGCAUCGCCGCCGCCGGCGCCGCCUCUCCAUGCAGGAGCGCAUUCCACUGCUCUGUAGCACAAUUAGGGAGGCCGCCCCGGAUAUUGUCGCGUUGCAGGACUCUUUGCCGGAGGUGGCAGAGGCGCUCUGCUGUCGGUCGACACCCGGAAAAAUUAGUGAGCUGCAUGGAGAGAACACAGGGCCCGAACUUGCCACAGCUAUUGCAGGCGAUAUCCCACAGUACGAGCAGGUUGGAGCGGUUAGAAACGGUCGCUGUGGAUAUUUGCAGCUGUUCAGGCGCUGUGACUCGCUUUGGGCCGGGCGUUUGCUUCUCUCGUGUCCGUCGCUCACUGCCGAGUUUGUUUCCACCAUUCCGUCCGCCCAUGACGCAGCCAGCAGCAAAGCGGCAAAGCUGAACAGCGAGGCUGCGACUACGGCUGUUGUUGGGGGUGGGGUUCGCUUUGUGCUGACGAACGUGGAUCUUUCCUACCGCGGCAAGAGCCUGGCGGUGGGGGAAAAGCCGCUUGCGUCGCCCGACGUGAGUGUGAACGGCAGCCCCUUCACGUUGCGUGUGACACCCGGGACGUCGGCGAGUCAACGGGUGAGGGGGCAGUUGGACUCGCACCGCGAGGCGGCGCUGGCGUUCUUCUCACAGGUGGCCCGUCCUGAUGUGUUGCUGGGUACUUUUUUUAUGGGGCGGGAUGAGUCCAUGCCGGGCUAUGACGACGCGUGGGUGCUUGCGGGAGCCCCGGCUGAGCACGAGCGCACAAUAAACACAUUUUUCCGCCAUAAGCACGACAUGGAGACAAACUUUUUUUAUUUUAUGCCGCCGGAGUUGCACGGGGCGCGGGCAGUUGAUGUGUCGGAGGCGUUUCCAGCCGCGGAUGCGCCUGUAGGUACGCGGAUCCCGCUGAAUGCUCGCCGUCGCGUUGACGCCGCGGGUUCACACAUUGUGGAGGGGGCCACGAAUGCCUUUGAGAGGAAGCGCGGGGAGGGGGAUGCCGCAGUGCACCACGCGGAGGUCCAGCAGCUUGCAGGGAGGUUUCAGCGAUGUUUUUUUCGCUGCCUUCCAUCGCGGCACCACAAGCAGCAGCUACCACUGUGUCGUCGCUACGAACGACGGCAGUUGGUGGUACUGAAGCCCUUCACAGAUGUCACCCUGACAGCGGGGGAGGCGGCGGCGCAGGGCCGGGGCGGCGAAAAGGUGCAGGCGCGCUGCUCCGCCGCGGACGGCUACCCCAUUUUGGUGCUUUUGUCUUGA